AUCUUCUCCCGAACUGCAGGGUGACAACAGGUCGUAGAAUAAUAUGGUGCGACCGGGGGAUAAAAAUGUAAAAGCAGUCAAGCAGAAGCGAGUCGCUGACCUUCUCUUUGGUUCGAGUAGUGGGUCUGAAACCUCCAGUGUAGCCUCUGAUGUAACCUCUACUUCAAGCGACCUAGUAAAGAGUGUGCGACGCAAACGCCAAUCUUCCUUGGAGCCCGAACCAGCGAUGAAAAGGUUUAAAUCCGCAGGAGCAAAGAACCUUACCGAGCAACUUCGCGAGCAUGAGCGGUUUUGGCUAGCAGACGGAAAUGCUAUCAUUGAACUUGACGGCAUAUUAUUCAGGGUGCAUAAAUCAUGGCUCUCCCAGCAUUCAAAACACAUUGCAGCCUCACUCCACGACAAGGGAAAAAGUGGUGACAAAUUUGAACGAAUUAAACUCGAUCUUCGUGGCAAACUCAAAGCAAUAGAUUUCGAGACGCUGCUGUUGUUUUAUGACAACCCGGGGGAUUAUCGCUAUGCUAACGAGCCUCGCACCCUAAUGUCCUUAAUUCGCGCAGCGACAGGCCUUGGUUUUGACUCCGACCGUGUAUGGCUCGUGAAGGAGUUGGAAACGCUUUGGCCUUCUAGCCUGGAAGAGCUAACCGCGAACCUAGAGCCGCACCUCGAUGCUCCGAAGGUAGCUGUCCUCGCACGGAUGUGCAACAUUGAUGGGCUGUUGAAGCCUGCAUUCUACAAUAUGGCAAGGAUGGCUGGGUUCGGUCUGAACGAGCUCGAGGAAUCAGAGCAAAUCGGCCAUGCGGAUAUGUUGCGCCUUAUACGGAUAAGAGAGUAUCUAAGUGACAUGUGGGUGCAGGCAGCGGCACGCGAGGAUCCUGCCUUCGUUUGCCGAAACCUCCAGCGCGCGCCAUCAAGUGAUAGUGAAGGGACGCCAACUCCUUCUGAACAAGCUGAUGAGAAGCCUGCACUCAGCUUUAUCGCCUCUGCUAGUGUGGCUAGCACAUGCCUUUCAUUCACUGCAAGACACGAGGCGUGGGCUCGAUUGGUAUAUGACUGAGGCAUUUUCACUCAAUAUCGGUAUGACCCACUGCGUGGACUGACAGCGUUGAUAAACAUUAAGUGGACGAAUGAUUGGUGCAAAGAUUGUAAGGAGAAACAGAAGGCGGAUUGGCAUAUAAUGCAGAGGAGCAUCUGGGAGAAGGUUGACGAGUAUUUGAGGGAAGAUCGAUAGGUGUUUUGCUCGGAUAAGUAUUCCCGCCGUUAUGUAUCGCUCGAGUUGUGCUAGAAUUGACUGAUGCUACACCGGAACCAUCAGAAUCGAAAGGGGUUUUGGACGAAUGUUCAAGCUUUCAAGGCGAACUAAGG
Messenger RNA from Suillus discolor, 1362 nucleotides. RefSeq lists its product as uncharacterized. The transcript is spliced from 4 exons. Bases 44 to 1054 code for a protein of 336 amino acids. NCBI's taxonomy places the organism in Eukaryota, Fungi, Basidiomycota, Agaricomycetes, Boletales, Suillaceae. The record is from RefSeq and is a predicted model, not a curated record.